AUGGCUGUGAUCCCUCCAGACUCCUGGCAGCUGCCCAACGUAUACUUGGAGACCAGCAUGGGGAUCAUCGUGCUGGAGCUGUACUGGAAGCAUGCUCCAAAGACCUGUAAAAACUUCACUGAACUGGCUCAUCGAGGUUACUACAAUGGCACCAAAUUCCACAGAAUCAUCAAAGACUUUAUGACCCAGGGAGGUGACCCAACAGGGACAGGUCGAGGUGAUGCAUCUAUCUAUGGCAAGCAGUUUGAAGAUAAACUUCAUCCAGACUUGAAAUUCACAGGGGCUGGAAUCCUUGCAACGGCCAAUGCUGGGCCAGACACCAACAGCAGCCAGUUCUUUGUGACCCUGGCUCCCACCCAGUGGCUUGAAGGCAAACACAUCAUUUUUGGCCGUGUGUGCCAGGGUGUAGGGUAUAGGAAUGGUGAAUCGGGUAGGAAUGGUGGAAACAAACUCCCAGGACUGCCCCGUGGAUGA
Molecule: messenger RNA, 474 nt
Organism: Hippopotamus amphibius kiboko
Lineage: Eukaryota; Metazoa; Chordata; Mammalia; Artiodactyla; Hippopotamidae
Product: peptidyl-prolyl cis-trans isomerase-like 1
Exons: 1
Coding region: 1-474 (157 amino acids)
Biological process (GO): protein folding; protein peptidyl-prolyl isomerization
Cellular component (GO): catalytic step 2 spliceosome
Molecular function (GO): peptidyl-prolyl cis-trans isomerase activity
Source: RefSeq, a predicted model, not a curated record